GUCACCUACCAUUUAAACAGCCAUUAUACUCACUGCACAGCUUUUUUUUCGAGUUUCGUGACUGUUCUUGAAAAGAUAUCAAAAUGCCUUCCAAGUGGAGCAGCAUCCGGACGAUAGUGUCGCUUGACAGACCCGAUGCAACGAGACCGAGAACGACGAUGGCUUCGCUCAGCCUUCGUCUCUAUCAGAAAACAGACCCCAAAGCCGACUUUGCUGUGUUAUUGGAGAACAAGAAGACGAAGAACAGCCUCCUCUUCCAGGCGGGGACAGUAGCGACCCUAUCUCAGCCAGAGACAGAUGCCAUCAGAGGCGACUACUAUGGAAGGCUGCUGGAUGCUUAUGCCUGUCUUGGGGUGCUCCAAGUUUGCCCCCGUAAGUAUUUCAAAUGCAGUUACUAACUGAAUAAGAGAAAGCAUGGAGAAAGGGUUCUGUGAUGGAGAAAGGCUUCUAUUUUUUAUGCAGAUUUUUUUUCUCUUUUUCAAUACUUUUACAAGACUGUGGUAUACUAUUACAGUCACCAAUUGAUAUAGAUAUAUCAUUAACAACCCUGGUAAGGAAGGGAACCCACACAAUUGACUCAGCAAGAAGCAAGAGCAGAACUACAGAACUUCAUUGGAGUGUAUGUAUAGCAGUUUCAUGACCCUUUGUUGAGAAUCACUCUGAAAAUCUACCCACUAGAUUCAGAAAUGUAAUACAAAA
Messenger RNA from Penaeus vannamei (Pacific white shrimp), 699 nucleotides. The record is from RefSeq and is a predicted model, not a curated record. NCBI's taxonomy places the organism in Eukaryota, Metazoa, Arthropoda, Malacostraca, Decapoda, Penaeidae.